AUGUACUGCUUAGUUGAGCUUCGUCAGGUGUACUGGCGUUAUGUCACUGGGUCUGGCGGCAGCCUCUCCCCAGAUGUAGGCAUCUGUUCUGAGCUGCUGUUCCGGUUCGAUUGUGUCAUGCGAUACGUCGUCAUAUUCGUAUUUGCUCAUAAGCCUGUCGUAAUCUUCGUGCUGACGACCUUUCUUGGUACUCCAAAGCCUGUAGUAAAUCCAGUAGACGGCGAAGCAGAGCAACAACAGCGCCGUAGUAAUCACGGCAGCCUUCUUCACGUUGUGCGAGCACAUGAACUGGUAAAGCCUGCUGAGGUAACCAGAUUUCUCGUCAGAGCAGUAGUAGUACGUGCCACAGCUUUCCGAAUACUUCGAGUGGACGUAUUUCGUGCACUUCAGCGUCUUCAUGCUGAGAGCGGUUGUGAUGCCGGAGCUGUCACCAUUGUCCUUAACACCCCUCUUGCGCGGCUCGACAUAACCGAGAGUGUCUAUGUGGCAUGGGAAGUUGAUGGCAUCCGACUCCAACGGAGAUCCAAGGGCGGUCAUAGCCAGACUUCCGGCGUUGAUGAUGAGGCAUGUUGGCGUUUCGUUAAGAAUACGGCACACACCAGAUUCGGAUUCGUAAUUCGCCCAGUUCAUUCCGACACCCUUGGAAAGUGUGGCAGAUGCGGCAGAUUUCGCCAUAGGGGCAAACAACGAAAAGGCGAUUUGCUUGAGCUGAAGGUUCUUGAGACCACUGUACAGCUCACUGAUUUCGUUGUACCUCUCCGAAUCAAGGUCGAUAUCGAUAUCAGCAGCUGA
This is a messenger RNA of Babesia ovata, 792 nucleotides long. Its product is annotated as ATP-dependent protease, putative. The transcript has a single exon. The coding region runs from base 1 to 792 and encodes 263 amino acids. Lineage: Eukaryota; Apicomplexa; Aconoidasida; Piroplasmida; Babesiidae. The record is from RefSeq and is a predicted model, not a curated record.